AUGGGAUCAUGGCUGUAUUCCAAAGCAGCCCCAGCAAGCGCGUCAACACAGUCUCUUGAUGCUGUGACUGAAUCUCAAGAUCCUGCUGCAUAUAUUAUGGAUGAUGAUGUCGACUCAGCAGAAAGGGACUUGGAGAAGGGUGAUUCAUCAUAUCACAAGCUAGGAAAAGGCAUUGUUACUUUUGUUAGAGCUACACUGGGUUUAGAGCAGGAUAUUAUGCGUCAAGCUGCAUCUAGGCUUGUAGACGCAGAAACAAGUGCCUAUAAUGACCAGAACAAGGCUCAGCAUAAUGCAAACGCUGUUAAUGCAUAUCACUCCCACAUAUAUGCUCCUGGGACAGAGUACUUGUUAUGUCAAUGCAUGGCACAACUCAUGGCUGCCCUUGUUGGUGUACUCAGUGAGAGCUUUUCAGAAAGCAUAAAGGCAUUCUAUAAGCUUAGAAAGGCAUAUAUUGCACUUGACAGCAUUGCUCAGAUGGAGGAGAACUAUUUGAAAGAACAUAACCUGAGACGCGGAGCCGAUUCACGCCACGGCUCUGCCGAUGGCAGCCCUGUACCAGGUAAAACUUCAAAAUCCACAACCCACACUGUAGAUGCUUCAUUGCGAGGAGCCAAGCUUGACGGCAAAGUCUCCCUCCCAAAGUCAAUGUCAACUACAACCCUAGAAGAUAUUUCUAAUGGGAGUCUCGAGAGCCCUCAGAGACGACUCUCUCGACUUACUCUAGGAAGCGAGAACGAUGUUUCCAAAGGAGCCGAAAGGCCCCAGGCCAAACUUGACACGGAUGAGGACCCUGAUCUCUUCUCUCACCCUGUAGACCAUUUCAUCCAUUCGGGAACCAGCCUUUGCUUUGGCCUCCUCCUCCUGUUUAUCUCAAUGGUACCUCCCGCACUCAACAAGAUCUUGUACAUCAUUGGCUUCCGUGGUGACCGAUCUCGAGGUCUACGGCUGCUCUGGCAGGCAAGUCGGUCCCCUACCCUGACAGGAGCAAUUGCUGCACUCACUUUGUUAGCCUUUUACAACAGCUUUGUGCGUGCUGCCGACAUUCUGCCGGAUCCAGUUGAUGGUAGUGUGGAAGAUAUCGAAGGUUAUCCGAUGCAUCGACUUGAGAACUUAUUAGCUGAUAUGCGAGGCCGUUUCCCCCACAGUCAGCUCUGGGUCCUUGAAGAGUCGAGAAUGCGAGGGGCCAAUAGGGAAGUGGAAGAGGCAAUGAGGCUAAUUCGUAAUGGUAAAAAGAGUCCUCUGAAGCAAGUACAAGCUCUCCAUGUUUUUGAGAGAAGUAUCGAUGCCAUGCACCUACAUCAAGCAUUGUAUUUCUACAUUGCCGGUGCUGCACAGGUAGAACUGUACCGCAGACACUUGAAGGAAUCACCAGAAGAGGCGCAAGUACAUGCUAAAAAGGCAGAGGACCUAUUUCAGAAAGCACCCUCCCAAGCAGGGAAGAAGAAGUUCCUUGCUCGUCAGCUUCCAUUCGACGUAUUUGUGACCCGCAAGAUUGCAAAAUGGGAAGCUCGUGCGAAAGAGAGGAACGUGCCCUUCAUCGAUGCAAUCGGUGUGUCACCUAUCGAAGAAAUGAACUUCUUCUGGAAUGGACACAGCCGCAUGCCUGACGAUCAGCUGGAGGUUGCACUCCAGAAUCUAGCGUGGUCAGAGAAUAACGAGACGUGGUCGUCUGAGCCUCUCGAUGAACACGCUGUUCUAGCCCUUCUUCGAGCUUCCUUAUUACGAGCUCAGAGGAAGCAUAGCGAGGCAAAGAAUAUCCUAAAGUCUGAAAUCCUAUGCCAUGAUAGGAGUCUCUUCAAGGGAUCGAACAAGGAUGACUGGACAUGCCCGUCCGCACAUUAUGAGAUGGCUGCGAAUCUGUGGAUGGAACGUCACUGCUAUCGAUCUUUUGGUCGUGCCACAGCCUUGCCUGUAUCAAAAAAGGAUGAUCAGGUCAAGGACGAAGCAACACGCGCCGCCGAGGACGAACAGAAAGUACAGGAGUGCAAGGAAUGGCUGGAGAAGGUGUACAAGUGGGAAUCGUACGAAUUGGAUGCCCGAAUCGGACUGAAGGUCACCACCGCGCAGGAGACAAUCACCAAAUGGGAGGAGGCACAUGCCAAAUAG
Molecule: messenger RNA, 2106 nt
Organism: Microsporum canis CBS 113480
Lineage: Eukaryota; Fungi; Ascomycota; Eurotiomycetes; Onygenales; Arthrodermataceae
Product: Iml2p
Exons: 6
Coding region: 1-2106 (701 amino acids)
Cellular component (GO): nucleus; mitochondrial outer membrane; cytosol
Source: RefSeq, a predicted model, not a curated record